UUAUGUAUUAUCUGUGGCCGCACGUCAUCUGCUGUUUGUUUUUAAAAAUAUUUUAAAUUUGAAUUUCAACGGCCUCAUCAGUUUACUGUGGUUUCAAUUUUGUCGUUUAUAAAUAAAUUGUCUUCUUUCCUUGUUUUUCAUUUAAUUUUAUGUAAUAAGUGUGUAAACAAUCUGUAAAAUAUGUUACCCUCAAGAUAUAUUCCGCCACAGACGUCCAGCAUGAGGAAAUCGAGACUGGAGGGCAAACCAUCUAUGCUGCCUAAGCCUCGCCGGCCAGGGUCCACCGACCGUCUCUCCACAGAGGCUCGCAGACCUAGCGCUGCCGGACAUCGUUCGAGCAGCGCCGAGCCUCCUCGCGGAACAUUCAGCCGUCUCAGCCGCGAAGCUUCGUCCACUAACUUGCCGAUCAAUGGGAGGUCUCGUUCCCAACAAGCAGAGAGGUUCGGCCAGUCAUGCAUGACACCGCUGCAGUCCCGCUCCAGCCAGUACUCCAGGACCACUACUACUCCUGUGAGAACACCAUCUCAAGACCGCUCCAACCGCACCUGGCAAACCUCAUUGGAAAGAGCUUUAGCUUUUGUCACUGUUAAGGAUCAAAGACCAAUAUCAAACGUGGCCUGGCAGCGGUCGGAGUGCGCGCGCGUGCAGGAGGCGCUCGCGAGCCGGGCCGGGGGCGCCGGCGCGGGCGGCAUGGCGCUCAUUCGCCCGCUCACCAUCGCGCGGUUUGUCGACAUCACCGGGGCUCUGCUGACCUCACUUAUUAAGGAUGCUAAGCUGAACACGGACAAUUAUGUGGCUAAGUUACCGCAUCUCUCUAAACGGCUGCUGUAUCCAGGGACUGUUUCCAAAUCUUGGCUGAAGACUGUCAACACGCUGCACGCGUUCCCGCAGGCCUUGGCGCUCAUCUCGUACUUGCUCGACCUUAUCAACCUUGUUGAGCUGCCGGUAUUGGACGAGUGGCUGUACCUAGACAAGGACGAGUUGGCGCGACUACGACGAGACUAUAUUUACAAAUGCUGGAUUAGGUUUCAAGACCCUGAGUAUCAGUUUGAGGACCUUGAUGAAGAGUAUCUGCAUAAUUUGAAGAUAUUGCUUGGCAAUGAUGAACAGAAGAUUUUGGACUUGCAAAAGAUUAUACAGAAAUACGAGGCCUGUUUAGAGGACGAGGUGGAGGCGGCGGCGCGUGCGCAUGAGGCGCGGCUGGUGCAGCGCCGGGACGACCUGCUGCAGGCUCUCCGGUCACAAAAGGCGGCACGGACCAGAGACCGCGCGCAAUAUGACGCGCUGCAGGCACAAGCUAAACAACACCAGAAUGAGAUGCACCAGAUUGAUGUCGAUAUAGAGCGAGCUAGCGCGGAGUGCCAGCAGCUGAAGCGCGAAGUAGAGACGCAGGAGAUGUCGAUGUCGGAGCGCACGCGCCUGCUGGACGAGGUCGACUACUCCAGCCGGGUGCGAGACUCUAAACGGGCACUUGCGGAGCAGAUAGCUAAGAUGGUUCUAAGCAAGGAGACAGAACUAGCGCAGUGGCAGAAAAAGGCCCUGGACACGUGCGUCGAGUACAAACAGGGGCUGAUACACCUCUCUGCACAGUUUCCUGAUUUGGCGUCGCUUGCUAUUGAUGAAAACGAGUUGAUGGAGUCUCACUGCGCGUCGCGCGUGUGCGGCGCCGUGGACGCGCUGCGGGCGCGCGCGGCGGCGCUGGGCUCGGCGCGCGCCGGACACGCGCGCACUCGCGCCGCGCUGCACCGGAGACGCACCGCGCUACUGGAGGAAACCCGCACGAAGAUAUGCGAACUUAAAACAUCAGUAAACCGCGAACAACAGUCACUCGACUCUGAAUUAGCCAAAGAGUCCUCAGAGGCACUAUCAUGGUCUACAGAACUUCAGCAGUUGACGUCUAGGUUGGAUGAACUGAGGGUCCAGCAGGAUGAAUAUGUUAAGGUCCAGAGGGAGUUGGACUUUUGGGAGAAACAGAACACUGAAUGGCUGGAGAAACUAACACAGCUUCAAAAAUACAUAGAGAGCAAGCAGGAAGAGGCGCAGCGUCUGCUCCGGACUGCGCGCGAGAAGAGAGUCGCGCUCGUGCGAGACAAACUGCGCGAGUGGAACGCACUGCUGCAGAAUUGAAUCACGAUUGAGAUGUAUACAGGGGUUGCUAAAAAGAUGCACAAAUUUAAGGAUUAUGUAGAGUGAUGAAGUAAUAAAAUAACAAAAGUAAAAGUUUAAUUUCUAGAAACAGUUGUUAAAUAUCUUGAACUAACAUUGUAAUACUGUUAACUUUAAUUUUUGUGUAAUCAUGUAUAGGUAGUUCUUAGACGAACAAUUCUGUUCGCAUAUGUAAUUUAACAUUUGAACCCUGUUUUCUAUAACACCAUGUAUAAAA
Molecule: messenger RNA, 2383 nt
Organism: Manduca sexta (tobacco hornworm)
Lineage: Eukaryota; Metazoa; Arthropoda; Insecta; Lepidoptera; Sphingidae
Gene: Ndc80
Exons: 14
Coding region: 181-2127 (648 amino acids)
Biological process (GO): attachment of mitotic spindle microtubules to kinetochore
Cellular component (GO): Ndc80 complex
Source: RefSeq, a predicted model, not a curated record